Nycticebus coucang (slow loris) is the source of this 2234-nucleotide messenger RNA. It is a transcript of the gene RAB7A, whose product is annotated as RAB7A, member RAS oncogene family. The transcript is spliced from 6 exons. Gene Ontology annotation, cellular component: late endosome; phagocytic vesicle; lysosome. The coding region runs from base 242 to 865 and encodes 207 amino acids. The record is from RefSeq and is a predicted model, not a curated record. Gene Ontology annotation, biological process: phagosome-lysosome fusion; endosome to lysosome transport. Gene Ontology annotation, molecular function: GTP binding; GTPase activity. Lineage: Eukaryota; Metazoa; Chordata; Mammalia; Primates; Lorisidae.
UCUCGUGACAGGUACUUCCGCUCGGGGCGGCGGCGGUGGCGGAAGUGGGAGCGGGGCUGGAGUCUUGGCCAUAAAGCCCAAGGCGGCGGCGGCGGCGGCGUUGGAGACUGGGAGAUCGCGGAGGAGUUCCCUCGAGCCGGAGCUUGGACUUAUCAGUUCUGCCCUCCGUUGCUUCCUCCUCGGCGGGAGCCUUUGCGACGCGCCCGGCCGGAGCCCGCAGCGCAGCGGCAGUGUUUGAAGGAUGACCUCUAGGAAGAAAGUAUUGCUGAAGGUUAUCAUCCUGGGAGAUUCUGGGGUUGGCAAGACAUCGCUCAUGAACCAGUACGUCAACAAGAAAUUCAGUAAUCAGUACAAAGCCACAAUAGGAGCAGACUUUCUCACCAAGGAGGUGAUGGUGGAUGACAGACUAGUCACGAUGCAGAUCUGGGACACAGCAGGACAAGAAAGGUUCCAGUCUCUUGGCGUGGCCUUCUACAGAGGGGCAGACUGCUGUGUUCUGGUAUUUGACGUGACUGCCCCCAACACAUUCAAAACCCUGGAUAGCUGGAGAGAUGAGUUUCUGAUCCAAGCCAGUCCCCGGGAUCCUGAAAACUUUCCCUUUGUUGUGUUGGGAAACAAGAUUGACCUCGAAAACAGACAAGUGGCCACAAAACGGGCACAGGCCUGGUGCUACAGCAAAAACAACAUUCCCUACUUCGAGACCAGUGCCAAGGAGGCCAUCAACGUGGAGCAGGCGUUUCAGACAAUUGCACGGAACGCACUUAAACAGGAAACGGAGGUGGAGCUGUACAAUGAGUUCCCUGAACCUAUCAAACUGGACAAGAACGACCGGGCCAAGGCCUCAGCAGAAAGCUGCAGUUGCUGAAGGGGCAGCGAGAGCAGAGCACAGAGUCCUUCCCAAACAGAGAACACACUUAGGCCUUCAACACAAGCCCCUCUCCUCUUUUAAACAAAACGUAAAGUGAUCUCUCACAUCCAGCUGCCAAAAGAAACCCCACCAAACACAGUCUCACCCCACACAUCUCUCAUACAUAAACACACACACACACACACACACACAUCUGACGCAAGCAAACUCCAGCUUGUGCCUGUGAUGGCUCCUUGGGGUCUGCCCACUCACUACAUGAGCCCUGUGUGUGGCAGCAGCACAGGCCUGCUGUAGAAACCGUUCUGAUGUGGAGUCGGCAUUGGAAGCUUAUUCUUUUUGUCCACUGGAGAGAGAGAGAGAGAGAGAACUGUUUACAGUUAAUCUGUGUCUAAUUAGUUAUCUGAUUUUUUUAACGGUCUUGUGGUCUUUUUACCCUCUCCCAGCCCCCCCAUUGAAGGCUGCUCCUUGAGAAGGCUGGUGCCCCCACGCUUCAUUACAGGCUCACGCCCAGUCUGGUCAGGCUGAGUUUUGUAUGUAUCUGUUAAUGCUUGUUACUUUUAACUAAUCAGAUCUUUUUACAGUAUCCAUGUAUUAUGUAAUGCUUCUUAGAAAAGAAUCUUAUAGUACAUGUUAAUAUAUGCAACCAAUUAAAAAUGUAUAAAUUAGUGUAAGAAAUUCUUGGAUUAUGUGUUGAAGUCCUGUAAUGCAGGCGUGUAAGAUGGAGGGUUGAACCCUGUCUGGAUUGCAGAGUGUUAGUAACCCAGAAUUGGAAAUCCCGCUAGCGGCAGUAUUCUGUACAGUAGACACGAGAAUUAUGUACGCCUUUUAUCAAAGACUUAAGAGCCAAAAAGCUUUUCAUCUCUCCAGGGGGAAAUUUCUGUCUAGUUCCCUUCUGUGUCUAAAUUUUCCAAAAGGUUGAUUUGCAUAAUACAGUGCUGUGUGCAAUGGAUAAAUGGCUGUUAUUUCAGAAAUUAAAAUUCUCAUUUUCUUUUUUCCCUGCUCCACAUUUCAAAACUCCCCUAUUAGAUCAGCAUCCUACUACAAGAGGGAAAGAAAAACCCUAACGGAUUUGUCCUAGUGAUUUUUACCUUUGUUCUAGAAGGCGCUCCUUUCAGGGUUGUGGUGUCUUUAGGUUAGAGACCUUUUUCUCCUUUCCCUGCCCAUCUCCCGACAGUCCCCGUCAUUCAUUAACUGUCCUUUGGUUGGACCCCUAGCGGUUCUGCUCCCUCCCAGGAUCUGCCCCGCAUUGUCGCUUGCUUACUGGAGCACUUCCCCUUUUUCCAAAAGUCCACAUUCUAGGGUGUGGGCUGAGUUCUUCUGUAAAGAGAUGAACGUGAUGCCAAUAAAAUUUAACAAGAACAAAGAU